CGCAGCCACUGAUCUUUAGCUCCUCCAUCUUUUUUUUACCAACUUUGCGAAUUCAAUUAUCAUGGGUGAUCAGUCUCAGGACCAGGACGAGAUUCAACAACAACAGGAACAGGAGCAACAGGAAGAGACACCCUUCUUCUAUGAUGGUCCUAUUGAUCCGGCUACUGAACAGGCCAUUCAGGAACUAAAGGAUGUUGGUGCAAAGGCAUUCGCUCUUCAGGAUUAUGAACUCGCUGUCGAAAAGUUUGGUCUCGCGUCAGAAAUGCUAGGUCAAGUUUAUGGCGAGACCAACCCCAAGUGUGCAGAUACCUUAUUUAUAUAUGGAAAAGCACUCUUAGAACAUGCAAUUCAACAAAGCUCUGUACUUGGAGGAGCAACUGAGAAGAAGGCUAAAGAAGAGAAGGCUGCUGUCGAGAGUGGCUCAUCCGCAGCUGCAUCCUCAUCUUCUGCACCAAGUAACCCACGAUUUGUGUUUGAAGGCGAUGAUGAUGAAGAGGAAGAAGAAGAGGAAGAGGGCGGUGAAAAUGAAGGAGAGGAAGGACAGGAUGAUUUCGCUGUAGCCUGGGACGUUCUAGACCUGGCUCGCGUCCUUUAUCAUCGUCAAGGCACAGAGGAAGCGCUUUUGAAGCUCGGUGACGUUCACAUUUCACUUGGUGAUGUCUCAUUAGAAUCCGAAAACUUUGAUCAAGCAGUGGCUGACUUUCGGGAGGCGAUUUUGAUCAAGGAGGCAAGAUUAGAGCCUGAUGAUCGACAGCUGGCAGAGGCACAUUACAAACUCGCGUUGGCACUGGAAUAUUCACCUACAGAAUCUGACAAGACUCAAGAACAUAUCCAUAAGGCUAUUACAGUGUUGAAGGCGAGGAUUCAGAAAUUGAACGGCUUGUUGGCUUCUGGAAAGGGCAAGGCACGAGCAACGGAUGAAAAUGAAAGCGAGUCAAAGAUGGCUAAAGAGUUGAUCGAGCUACAUGAGCUCAUUGGUGAAAUGGACCAGAAGAUCCAGGAUUUGCUCAACAAUCAAGCCAAGAAAUCCAUAGAAGGUCAGACGCCUGCUGAGAUGCUCAGCAUGUUGAGUCAGCAAGUCCAGCCUGUGAAUGAUAUCAAUAACUUGAUCAAACCAAAGCCCAACAAACCCGCCGUUUCUCCAGGCUCUUCAGCCAUAGCUACGACCACGACUACGACCACGACCACGACUACAAGCAUCACCACGGCUACAAUCACAAACGCAGCUGUAACAGCAACUAUAACAGAGUCAUCGCCGUCAUCUUCGUCUUCAACACCCAUGAUAACCAAAGAUCCUUCUACGGCAAUAUCAACAGCAGAGGACGCUGAGGUGGAGUCAGGACUCAAGCGUAAGGCUGAAGAUGUCAUUGAAAGCAGUGCAAAAGAAGAUGAAGCAGAAAAGAAGAUCAAAGUUUAGAAUGACUUGAUUAUUUUGAAAUUACAGUAGCCUUAUAUUACAUGGAUGCAUGUGUAUUUGAUUCUAAAUGCCAUUAAUAAAACUGAAAAAGGCAUCUGUUGC
Lobosporangium transversale is the source of this 1519-nucleotide messenger RNA. RefSeq lists its product as hypothetical. NCBI's taxonomy places the organism in Eukaryota, Fungi, Mortierellomycota, Mortierellomycetes, Mortierellales, Mortierellaceae. The record is from RefSeq and is a predicted model, not a curated record. The transcript is spliced from 4 exons. The coding region runs from base 62 to 1417 and encodes 451 amino acids. Gene Ontology annotation, cellular component: nucleoplasm. Gene Ontology annotation, molecular function: histone binding. Gene Ontology annotation, biological process: CENP-A containing chromatin assembly; DNA replication-dependent chromatin assembly.